Messenger RNA from Neoarius graeffei (lesser salmon catfish), 1308 nucleotides. RefSeq names its product fibroin heavy chain-like. The coding region runs from base 1 to 1308 and encodes 435 amino acids. The transcript is spliced from 4 exons. The record is from RefSeq and is a predicted model, not a curated record. NCBI's taxonomy places the organism in Eukaryota, Metazoa, Chordata, Actinopteri, Siluriformes, Ariidae.
AUGGGAAAAGGAGCAAGAACUGGACAAGGAGCAGGAAAAGGAGUAGGAGGAGGAGCAGGACAAGGAGCAGGGAUAGGAGCAGGAACAGGCACAGGAGUAGGAACAGGAGAACUAAAAGGAGCAGGAGCAGGAAAAGGAGCAGGAACAAGACAAGGAACAGGAAUGGGAAAAGGAGCAGGAAUAGGAGCAGGAGCAGGACAAGGAGCAGAAGCAGGAAAAGGAAAUGGAGUAGGACAAAGAGCAGGAACAGGAAAAGGGGCAGAAAAAGGCACAGGAGCAGGAACAGGAACAGGAGCAGGAAGAGGAGGAGGAGCAGCAGGAAAAGGAGCAGGAGCAGGCACAGGAAAAGGGGCAGGAACAGGAGGAACAGGAAAAGGGGCAGGACAAGGAGCAGGAAAAAGAGCAGCAGCAGGAAAAGGAGCAGGAACAGGAAAAGGAACAGGAGGAGCAGGAAAAGGAGCAAGAGCAGGACAAGGAGCAGGAACAGGCACAGGAAAAGGAGCAGGAGCAGGAAAAGGAGCAGGAACAAGAAUAGGACAAGGAAUAGGAGCAGGAAGAGGAACAGGAGGAGGAGCAGGAAAAGGAGCAGGAGCAGAAAAAGGAUCAGGAGCAGGAAAAGGAACAGGAGGAGCAGGAAAAGGAGCAAGAGCAGGAAAAGAAGCAGAAAAAGGCACAGGAGCAGGAACAGGAGGAGGAGCAGCAGGAAAAGGAGCAGGAACAGGAGGAGCAGGAAAAGGAGCAAGAGCAGGACAAGGAGAAGGAACAGGAGCAGGUGCAGGAACAGGAAAAGGAGCAGGAACAGGAAAAGUAAAAGGAGCAGGAAAAGGAGCAGGAACAGGAAAAAGAGCAGGAAAAGGAACAGGAAAAGUAAAAGGAGCAGGAACAGGAAAAGGAGCAGGACAAGGAGCAGGAACAGGAAAAGGAGCAGGACAAGGAGCAGGAACAGGCGCAGGAGCAGGAACAGGAGGAGGAGCAGGACAAGGAAAAGGAACAGGUGCAGGAGGAGGACAAGGAGAAGGAACAGGAGCAGGACAAGGAGCAGGAGAAGGAACAGGAAAAGGAACAGGAAAAGUAAAAGGAGCAGGAACAGGACAAGGAACAGGGGCAGGAAAAGGAGCAGGACAAGGAGCAGGAACAGGUGCAGGAGCAGCAAAAGGAGCAGGAACAGGAGGAGGAACAGGAAAAGGAGCAGGAGCAGGCACAGGAGCAGGAAAAGGAGGAGGAGCAGCAGCAGGAAAAGGAGAAAAGGAGCAGGAACAGGACAAGGAGCAGGUGCAGGAGCAGGACAAGGAGCAGGAACAAGCAUAG